UUGCAAACUUCUCCCUGUUUCGUGUUGCAACAAUGAGUGGAAAAUCCCUUCUCUUAAAGGUCAUUCUCUUGGGUGAUGGUGGAGUUGGGAAAAGCUCACUCAUGAAUCGUUAUGUAACCAACAAGUUCGACUCCCAGGCUUUCCACACUAUAGGGGUAGAGUUCUUAAAUCGAGAUCUGGAGGUAGAUGGACGCUUUGUGACACUUCAGAUUUGGGACACUGCAGGGCAGGAACGUUUCAAGAGCCUUAGAACACCAUUCUACAGGGGAGCAGACUGCUGCCUGCUGACCUUCAGUGUGGAUGACCGGCAGAGCUUCGAGAACCUUGGUAACUGGCAAAAAGAAUUCAUCUACUAUGCAGAUGUAAAGGACCCAGAGCAUUUCCCCUUUGUGGUUCUGGGUAAUAAGGUAGACAAAGAGGAUAGGCAAGUGACGACUGAGGAGGCACAAGCCUGGUGCCUGGAGAAUGGAAAUUACCCUUAUCUAGAAACAAGUGCCAAAGAUGAUACUAAUGUGACAGUGGCCUUUGAAGAAGCUGUUAGGCAGGUGUUAGCUGUAGAAGAACAGCUGGAACAUUGCAUGUUAGGUCACACCAUUGAUUUGAACAGCGGCUCCAAAGCAAGUUCUUCAUGCUGUUAG
This is a messenger RNA of Peromyscus eremicus (cactus mouse), 638 nucleotides long. It is a transcript of the gene Rab9b, whose product is annotated as RAB9B, member RAS oncogene family. Gene Ontology annotation, biological process: retrograde transport, endosome to Golgi; Rab protein signal transduction. The record is from RefSeq and is a predicted model, not a curated record. Gene Ontology annotation, cellular component: phagocytic vesicle; lysosome; late endosome. NCBI's taxonomy places the organism in Eukaryota, Metazoa, Chordata, Mammalia, Rodentia, Cricetidae. The transcript has a single exon. Gene Ontology annotation, molecular function: GTPase activity; GTP binding. Bases 33 to 638 code for a protein of 201 amino acids.